UCAGAGGCAACGCUGCUCGACUCUCCUGCCUGAAGGAGGUUUCCCUUUAAUAGGCCCUAUGACCUUCCCCCACAACGGGGACCCUCUUCAAUGAAGCUUGAAGGUAAAAUGCAGUCGAGCACAGAGGAGGACAGCCGGAUUGAGGAUCAGUGGGAGAAAUGGCUUACCCAUGACAUCAGUCUAGAAGAGUUUGAAGAUGAAGAUCUUUCUGAAAUUACUGAUGAGUGUGGAAUCAGCCUACACUGUAAGGACAAUUUGGCCUUACGGAGCCAUUUGAAUCUGCAGGCCAGUAGCGUUCUGGGAGUGGGCGGAGGCGAGGCGAGUCGGCUCCAGGCGGAGAUGCUUCAGCUGGACCUGAUUGACGCCACUGGGGAGACCCCCGCCGAAGAAGGGACGGCGCCCGAUCCCAUCAAGGAGCCCCCGCCAGUAACCAUGGAGACCUACAGACCGAAACGGCCCACGACGCUCAAUCUCUUCCCGCAGGUGCCUCGGACGCAGGACACUCUGAAUAACAACUCUCUGGGGAAAAAGCACAGUUGGCAGGAACGAGUGUCUCGGUCAUCGUCCCCCCUGAAAACGGGUGAGCAGACACCGCCCCAUGACCAUAUUUGCCUGAGUGAUGAGGUCACUCACCAAAAUAGCACAGCCUCCACCAAAGAUCGGGGUACAUCCACAGAGAGUCCAUGCCGGCGUACAGCUUCAACACAGAUUGCAUCAGCCUGCAUGGCCUCUUCUCGAGCACCUGACAAGCAGCAGGCUGUCAACCGCCUCCCGUCCCAGAAUCCAACUGUGGUGGUAGUAACAAGAGGACCUGAAGCUUAUCGGGAUCGUAUUCGCUACCAGACUGAUGUGAGAUUGGAAGCUACUGAAGAGAUUUACCUAACACCAAUACAAAAGAAUUUGGACCCUCUGGAGUCUGAGAAGCCAUUCAUGUCACAGUCCAGUGACAACCGGAUGUCCAUUAGCUCUGACAUAGACACUUCUGGCUACCCACAAAUGACAGGAAAACCCAAUUCCUCAAUCAGUGAGGAGGAUGAGGUGCUGGAUUACUUAUCUUCACCUGACAAAAUGAACACACCACGGACAGUGUACAGCAGCAGUAAUGGUGGCUAUCAGCCUCGCCAUAGUUUCCAAAGGGCAUCAGUGAGCUCUGAUACCAGCGCCCUCUCCUACGACUCAGUCAAAUAUACACUUGUGGUGGAUGAGGAUGUGCAGCUCGAACUUGUUAGUCUGAAACAGUGUUACUCAGGUUACAGUGACGAGAGUGAUUCAGCCACCGUCUAUGACAACUGUGUCUCCUCACCAUAUGAAUCAGCCAUUGGGGAGGAGUAUGAAGAAGAUGCCCUGAAACGCGAUUCUGUUUGUCUCUCUGAGGAUUCCACCCCCGAGGCAGACAUCCAUUUCUCCAAGAAGUUCCUCAAUGUCUUCAUGAGUGGCCGCUCACGUUCCUCCAGUGCUGAGUCCUUUGGGCUUUUCUCUUGCAUGAUCAAUGGGGAAGAACAGGAACAGACUCACCGAGCUGUUUUCAGGUUUGUGCCUCGUCAUGAAGAUGAAUUGGAGCUAGAAGUGGACGACCCUUUAUUGGUGGAAGUUCAGGCAGAAGAUUAUUGGUAUGAAGCUUAUAAUAUGAGGACUGGUGAUCGGGGGAUCUUCCCUGCUUACUAUGCUAUUGAAGUCACCAAGGAGCCAGAUCAUAUGACAGAUUCAUGCAAAAACAGUGAUUGGGUGGAUCAAUUCCGGGUGAAAUUCCUCGGCUCAGUCCAAGUUCCUUAUCACAAAGGCAACGAUGUAUUGUGUGCAGCGAUGCAGAAGAUUGCCACUACACGUCGCCUCACUGUGCACUUUAACCCACCCUCCAGCUGUGUCCUGGAGAUCAGCAUGAGAGGAGUUAAGAUUGCUGUGAAGAAAGAUGACACCAAGGAUCCCAACAAAGGAAAUAAAUGUAGCCACUUUUUCCAGUUGAAGAAUAUUUCGUUUUGUGGAUACCACCCAAAGAACAACAAAUAUUUUGGGUUCAUUACCAAGCACCCAGCUGACCAUAGAUUUGCGUGCCAUGUCUUUGUCUCGGAGGAAUCCACCAAGCCACUUGCAGAAUCUGUAGGGAAGGCUUUCCAUCAGUUCUACAAGGAAUGUGUGGAAUAUACGUGCCCCACAGAGGAUAUCUAUCUAGAGUAGGGGCAGGUCCAGCCCUCUCUUCCUGUAUAGACAAGGGCCAUUUCCCCAUUGUGCAUGGACAAGCUGCUUAAGUCUGAAGGAGGAAGAGGCAUGGGAGCGGUUUCCCUCCAUAUGCAGAGCCCCUCCUCUUUCAGUACACCUCCUUUCCUUGGGCAGGGGGUUCGGGGAGUUGAGAAUGGGUGGGAUGGGUGGCAAGACAUGGGGAUUACUAUUUUUAAAGAAAUGCAUUCUCUUUUUUCUUUAUUAAAAAAAAAUGCCACCAGUGAAAGCAGUUGCUGCCCCCCACACAUCAAGCAAAGCACUGGCCCCGGAAUAGGCAGGGUUGAAUGUCCCACGUGUUUGGCAUAGGAGGGGGCUGGUUUGGUCCCUGGGCAAAGAAACUCCUCCACACUUUUGAGGGAUCCUGCUGUGUGCUGGAGACCCCUCUAGUCUGUCACAUAUUCCAGAUUUAACAUUUGCUGUUUAAUAGGACAAAAGUGCUGGACUUCCACCAAGAAAAUUGGAUUUGCUUAGAUAAGUUGAUACGUUGCUAAGUUGAUAUGCCUAGAUAAAAGAUACGGAAAUAAUAAAUUGAAAUCUUGGAUGGGAAGCUAAGCAAAAGAUUCCUGACAAGUCCCAGUAAACAGAAAUCCACUUUGUAUUUGACCUCCCAUGUCUGUAAAAGUAACCCAGGAAUACUGUAUAGGAGACACUUUGGCACUUGGACUUUGAAAGGGAGGAGAAUUUGAGAAUUCUGGAAUUAUAGCCCCAAUGUAUCUUGUGGGUGCCAGGUUGUGGGAGGCUGAAGGUGAAAACUAGAAAGAACCACUGUACUUUUGAUAUAGAAUUGUCCCUCUGUUGCAACUCUGGUUGUGCUGUCCCCUUUCCUUCAUCUGUCUGCAGAUCCUAAACUCAAAGGGAUGGGAGUAAUCUGGAUACUGCCUUGAGCUGAGAGCCAUGCAUCUGAUUCAUCCAUAUUAGGGGGCUGGGAGAUCUACAGCCGUUAAGCACAACGCUGAAUCAGGAAACAGUAGUGAGGUCUUGUGGAGAGGCAAAAGCGAGGGGACUAGCAUGGGUAACAAGGAACCAAGAGCUGCGGAAAGGUGUGCCUUUGCCUUCUUCCCCUGCCUACGAGCCCGAGCUUUCCAGGCAGAGGGCUCUGUGCUUCUGCUGGAUCUGCUCUGAUGACAAUGAUUAAACAUUGAUGUUUCA
Molecule: messenger RNA, 3366 nt
Organism: Pseudonaja textilis
Lineage: Eukaryota; Metazoa; Chordata; Lepidosauria; Squamata; Elapidae
Gene: MAPK8IP1
Product: mitogen-activated protein kinase 8 interacting protein 1
Biological process (GO): JNK cascade; regulation of JNK cascade
Cellular component (GO): cytoplasm
Molecular function (GO): JUN kinase binding; MAP kinase scaffold activity
Source: RefSeq, a predicted model, not a curated record